AUGAAUCUUCGUAGUCAAUGUACACACCUCGUUCUCAUCAUCAUCUACAUCAAUUCAUGUUAUACUUGGCAUCAAACACUCAAAUUUCCUCGCCAAUUAUCGUAUGAGCAUGCAGAUAAACAAAACUUUUCACUUUCGAUUGAUAUGAAAUUUUUCAUGUGGUACGACACUUAUGCAAUCUAUAGUGCACGUGAAAGGUUAAUACUCCUCAAACCUAGUCUAAAUACGUCCACGAUUGAGGUUUACACAUACAAUUGGUCGAUUGAUUCAACAACUAUGGAAGAAUGUCUGCAAGAAUGGAACACAAAAGAAAAAUGCUACAACGAUAUUGUUCAUGUGCGAAUUCUACCGAACAACACUGUUAUGGAUGUCUAUUCAAUCUACGCACAUCGGUCCAUGAUCCGUUCGUUUAACUUUCAUUCUAUGUCAUUCAUCAAUGGAAGUUCUCUCGCGCACGAUCCACAUCCUUCGAUAGAUUCCGAACGUUCGUAUGUGAUGUUAUCAUUCGAUACCAAUUUGAUAACGGCUGGCUACGAAGGUGAUUAUAUUCCAACAAUUCGUGCGUCGCAAGGAAGAACUUUACUUUAUGCAUUAAGACAAAAUUCGCAGUUCAUUGGUGGAUUUAAAUAUGAUGGUAAAGCUGUAUUUGGUGUAGUUGAAACAUCUGAACGAAGAGAAACAAAUCGUGUCUCUCGGUUAGUGAUGGCUUGCGCUAAUCGAGCUGAAAUCAUUCGUAAGGCAACAUUGAAUUGCUCGACAAAUAUGUUCGAUCACUCACGUUCAUUUGUUUUUCAUAUUUUAACCGCAUUAAUCGAUCCUAUUCGAACAGCGAAUGACUCCGUACUGCUUUUUGCUACAUUUACUACAACUGAUUCAUCACUCACAGCAUCGGCUGUGUGUUUAUUUGCAUUGGAUAAACAAUUUUACGAUGUUUUUACUGCUUCAUCAAUGAAAACAGCUCGAACAAAUGAAAUUAACGAAUUAGUUGUUAAUUGCUCUCAAGCAAUACCAUCAACAAUCGAUAGAGACAUGGUCGAAUCGGAAAAACAAUUUCUACCCUAUUCAUCCAAUCCAUUACUAAUCGAAACAAUGUCCAAUGGAGUGUUUUCAGCUAUUGAUGUUAUUGAGUACCAACCCGAUCACUAUUGUUUAAUCAUUGGAACAAGUACUGGCCGUGUAUUUACAGCAUUUACUGAUCGUUCUUUUGAAACGAAAAUCUUCGAGGAAUUGAUAUCGUCUGUGGACAUGCAACAUUCGAUUAAAUCGAUUACUCACAAAAAUAUUGAGAAGAAUUCUUAUGUAAUAUUUCUGACAAAUCAUCUGGGAUAUUCAAUCGUGAAAUUGAUUACAUGUCAAGUGAAUGAUACGAGACUUUGUUUUCAAUGUUUUCUUCGAGAUUGUUCGAUACGGCGAGUUGUUUCGACUGAUAAACAACGAUGUGCUUCUGGAAUCGAUGGUCAGCCAUCUCCAGACAACGACACACAAGGAACUUCCUUCUCGACAGAUCAAUCUUUGUUAUACAAUCGAUCCGUAAUCAUCAAUCGUAGUUCAGGUAGUGUUUUCUUCUUCUCUUCAAAGAAUCGAUCAUUCUUUCGUCAUCAUAAUACAGAUAAACAAACGACCAAAGGUCUUUUAUUCUACAUUGUUAUACCACUGUCAAUGAUUGUCUUUAUGCUCUUCGUACUUAUUAUUCUUCUUCUGACGAAAUCGAAUGGAAAAAUCAAACGUGGACGAUUUUAUCCUAGUCACUGUCGUAAAACUCAGGAUUCUUCAGCAAAAAAUAUCUUUUCUCAUACAUAUACCAAUAACAUCAUGUAUAAAACAAAUCCUAAAUUGGACGUCGAUAGAAAGAAACAACAGCACGUAUUUCCUAUCAAAUCCGAAUUUUGUGUGCGUCAAAUCCCAAUAAAUCCUGUUUAUUCAACAGCAUCAUCACAAAGUUUACCGUCCUUAGUAUUGCCGACAUCAACCAUUCUCGCGCCAAACACGCCACAACCACUUUCGGUUCGCCGUCUCUACAAAGAUUACAUGUGA
Messenger RNA from Adineta ricciae, 2034 nucleotides. The record is from the annotation of a GenBank genome assembly. Lineage: Eukaryota; Metazoa; Rotifera; Eurotatoria; Adinetida; Adinetidae.